AUUCAGCCAUUACUCCGCGAUGGUGACUGCGGGAGGCUACACGUAAUAUUUCACACGCGACGAAACUUGGAUUUACGGAGCUCACCUUUGAGCUCAGGUGUAAAAGUUAAGGUGUUCAUAUCUCUCGGCUCCCGCGUUUGUCUCCUCUCCGGCUCAUCUUCAGUUACUCCCCUUUAGUGUAGUAUUAGAUUAGUUUUUAGAGUUUUUUUUGGGCAGUGUUUGUGUUCAGAUGACGGCGCAGGUAGACUACCUGGUGGUGCUUUUCACCGCCACAUCUGGCGCGAGCGGAGAGCUGUUGGGAUCUGACGAGAGGGAGCUCGUGCAGUUGGUUUGGCAGCUGGUGGAUGUAAAGAACAAAAAGUUGGGCAAGGUGAAUGAGCUCCUCAUUAAGCCUGACCUCUCAGACUUGACAGAAGAAAAAGAGGAGGAGGAUGUGGUGGUGGCGAGUUUGGAAGAGGGAACUGCCAAAGCAGACAGCGUCUUUACAGCCACAAGCCUCGAGACGGCAUUAAACCUGUUUCAUCUACAACUGACAAACGAGGUGAACAGCGCAGGCGCAGGCACGUCGGUGUGUUUGUGUACGGACGGGCAGCUCCACAUCCGUCAAGUGAUUCACCCCGAGGCCGCAAGCAAGAACAUCCUGGUCCCAGACUGUUUCUACUCUUUCUUUGACCUUCGGAAGGAGUUCAAGAAGCACUUUCCCACGUCUGACCUCAAGGCUUUGAAUGUCCACAUCAUGGCAGAGUCUCUUAAUAUACCUGCUGAUGUGCCAGCCAUGUGGGAUCCUACAGCCUCACUGGAUCCCUCAGCCACAAUGCCUGUGGAAAUCCCAAUACAGCAGGUCCAGAUUAUGGCCAGUAUUGUCCUUGCCCUGCUUUCUCAGCCAUUUUGCCACACGUUUUCGAACCAGGAGAGAGUUAGUGAGAAGUUUGAGAGUGGCACUUGCAGUAAGAUGGAGAAAGUGUGCGACAACACCGUGAUCAGAGCCAGAGGGUUGCCAUGGCAGUCCUCUGACCAGGAUAUUGCUCGAUUCUUCAGAGGACUCAACAUUGCCAAAGGAGGGGCUGCAUUGUGCCUUAACGCUCAGGGGAGGAGAAACGGAGAAGCUCUUGUUCGUUUUGUCAGUGAGGAACACAGAGACCUGGCGCUGCAGAGACACAAACACCACAUGGGCAACAGAUACAUAGAGGUUUACAAAGCAACAGGGGAGGACUUCUUGAAGAUAGCAGGAGGUACGUCCAACGAGGCAGCAGUGUUUCUGUCCCGUGAGGACCAGAUCAUAGUGAGGAUGCGAGGUCUUCCUUUCACUGCCACACACGAGCAGGUGCUCAGCUUCUUCUCCCCGGGGGACGGCCUUAAAGAGACUUGUCCUGUCAGCGGAGGGAAAGAUGGCAUCUUAUUUGUGCGCUAUCCAGACGGACGUCCUACUGGCGAUGCCUUUGUUUUAUUUGCGUGUGAGGAACACGCCCAGUGUGCUCUGAGGAAACACAAGGAAAUUUUGGGAAGGAGAUACAUUGAGCUGUUCAAAAGCACAGCAGCAGAGGUCCAACAGGUGUUGAACCGAUACUCGUCAGCCCCUCUGAUCCCUGUGGCCCCUGCCCCCUUGGUGUCAAUGCUGCCCACAGUGUCUCUCCUGCCCCCUCUUGGUAGUAUGAGGGACUGCUUGAGGCUGAGGGGGCUGCCAUACUCAGCGUGCAUAGAAGACAUCCUCACCUUCCUGGGCGAGUUUACACACGAUAUCAGACCACAUGGUGUGCACAUGGUGCUCAACCAGCAGGGUCGUCCAUCAGGUGAUUGUUUCAUCCAGAUGACCUCAGCAGAGCGAGCACUUCAGGCCUCGCAGCGGCUCCACAAGCACGUCAUGCCCGGUCAGCGUGGGUCCAACAGCCGCUACGUGGAGGUGUUCCCCUGCAGCGCAGAGGAGAUGGGCCUGGUGCUGAUGGGAGGCUCGCUCUCACACACACAUACACACACACACAACCGGACCAGAAGUGGGACAGGGCUCAGCCCGCCGCCAUGUAAGUCCAGACGUUUAUCUCCGCCAUCCUACUCCUUCACCCCUGCUCCACCUGUCCUGCCCGCAGAGGCUGCUGCCCUUUACCCUCCCAUGGGUCAGGUGUUGCUGAGCCCACGCCCCCUGCCACCAGGACAUGCCUACUACCCCGCCUCAGCUCAGCUGUACAUGAACUACGCAGCCUACUACCCCAGUCCACCUGGCUCACCUACCACCAUAGGUUUCUUCCCCUCCCCCUCGUCCCUCUCCUCCCCAGGGGGGUUGGUGCGCAUGCCGGGGCUGACCUACAACAGCAAUGGAGUCAAAGACCUCAUUAAUGCAGUGCAGGGAUACCAGAGUCCCACAGAGUCCGUUUCUCUCCUGAGCAGCAGUCUGAUUGGUCAGUCCAGUGGAGGUGAUGCUCCUCUCAUGUCCCUCCCCACUCUCAUGCCCAAGCCGGCGGGGCAGUACCUGGAUCUGACCCUGCUGUAGGGUCACAAAUAUACAAAGGUCAUGUGACAAUUUGCUAUAUGUCAGAGACUUGUAAUGUAUUGCUAGGUUUUUAAAAAUAGUCUUUUAGAUGUGUUAUUUAUAUCUAUAAUAACAGAAAUUAAUGUAUUUUGUACCAAAAUCAUUGUGGCCUUAGCCAAAAAUAGCAUUUUUUGUCUUAUAUUGCACAAUGUGUAUUUUAAAAGCUUUAUAGAGAUUUUUUUUAACAUGUUAUAAUCACUAUGUUAUGACUUCGUAGAAACAUAGUUAAACCUUUUCCUUCAGCUUCUCUGUGAAGAGUGAAAGUAUGUCUUAGUGUGAACGAGAUGAAAAUGAGUAUUAUGCAUGGCUGUGUUGAUGCGUCCCGAUACUUAAUCUGUUUAUGCAAUGGAUUUAAUGUGUUUAUAUACAUUUGAUACAGAUAAAGUGAUUGUAUUGGAAGCUUUAGUGCAUGAAGAAGUUAGCAGUACAACUUUAAGAUGUUUACAUAAUGCCAAAUAUCAAUGCACUGCUAAUGAAUAAGAUUACCAAUGACAAUAAUAGCAGUAUCUUUGAAUGAUAAUGUAUAUGUUACACUGUGAGUUUGUCCAAUAGUCUGAUUCUCGCACCAGACUUCACUUACAAAAAAUGUGACAUCUCACACUAAAUCCCCUGUUUUCGCGCUGUGUAAUGCCAAUGUUGUCUUGCCUUUUGUUUUUUGUCACAUCACAAGCUCUCAUCUUACUGAGUGAACCUCAGGAGCCACAGUUUUUCAUUAUUUUAUUACAUAUUUUACUCAGAUUAGAUUGAUUAAUCAGUCCGUCACACUUUCCUUGUCUUUUCCCCACCAUUUACGUUGACUACAGGGGAUCCAAAUGGAGCAAAGGGGUCUCCUGGCAGAAAUUCCUUUUGUCAUUUCACUUUUUCAAAAAACUGAAUCAUCUGGAGAGCAGAUGGGAAUAUUGAGAAAGAAAGGAAAUAAUGAAGGACACCCCUGUCACAUAUCUUGUUAAUUUAAUUGACAUUUGUGCCCAGUAAAAUUGCCGUUUUGACUCCAUUUUGCUGUACACACGUCUCACAGUUGGACUUCCUGCUCAGGAUGUCCUCUUUUUAUUAAAGCUGGGGGGGAAAAAAAGGAAAGAAAUAAACAAUAAACAUAUGAAGUCUGUCGACCUUCCACUGUA
Molecule: messenger RNA, 3645 nt
Organism: Scatophagus argus
Lineage: Eukaryota; Metazoa; Chordata; Actinopteri; Scatophagidae
Gene: esrp1
Product: epithelial splicing regulatory protein 1
Exons: 15
Coding region: 230-2485 (751 amino acids)
Cellular component (GO): ribonucleoprotein complex
Molecular function (GO): RNA binding
Source: RefSeq, a predicted model, not a curated record